This is a messenger RNA of Paramormyrops kingsleyae, 6852 nucleotides long. Lineage: Eukaryota; Metazoa; Chordata; Actinopteri; Osteoglossiformes; Mormyridae. The record is from RefSeq and is a predicted model, not a curated record.
CUUGUGCCCAUGACAAGCAGUUACAGAAAAUGGAUGGAUUUACGGAGGGAAUGUUUUUGUGCUGAGAGGUCAGUUGGUUUGCCAGCGCCCGAUGAAAUCGCUUCAUAAUCACCACAUGGAUUAUUUAUGGCUGCGAUUAUGGCGCUCUGAUUGAUUAAAUGUGUGCAGCAGGCCAGAGGGGCAAGCUGCCCCAGCGCGUAGCAGCGUCCAGUCUCCCACCCCAGGAUGGCAUUCCGCAGAGCCCCCCAGCCGCUAUUCUCCUUACCCCUCCCUCUGUCUCGGCUCUUGCAGACCCCACAAAGUGUUUAUUCUCUGUUUCCGUAAUUAUUAACAGCCCAUGCAGUUUUUGUGCUGAUUUUCUGAUUCCUUGCCAUGGGGACCAAUAUGUUUCAAAGGGUCGUGAGUGUUUGAGCUUCAAUUCAAGCCCAUUAUCUGUAUUUUUCAGUGGGUGUGAUGGAGGGGAAGCUGUUUUCCUGUUGUUGAGGCUACAGCAGCAAGGUGUCAUGGGAGCUGUAGUUCAUUCAGUGGCUUCAGUGUCCCUGAGGGGCAAACAGCUGAUAUUGUUCAAUAUAGACAAGCGAUGGACAAAAUGAUGCUUCAUGAACCAUUUGCUGUAUUUCUUGACCCCACUAGAUGGCGCUCUUGGUUAGCUUUGGGGCAUGCCUUUGUGCCCUUUUUUGAAGGGAGAGCAUCAUAUAGUGUAGUCAGAAAAUACAGCAAAUGGUUCAUGAAGCACCAUUUUGUCCAUCACUCAUACAGAAGUAAUUAAGCUUGAGGUGCUUGUAUCAAUACAGUGAUAGCACGUGCAUUUUAAAUGGAUUAGGGACAAUAUGGAAAACGUUGUGUGAGUGUAAUCAAUAAAAAAAAAGCCUGCUCAGUUUUCCGUAUGUGUGUGUCUGUGAAGGGCUUGGCUUCAAAGGGUUGCUUCAGGUUAGACACAUUUAAUAAGAAAGACAGUUGUGGUCAGACUUUUUUAAUCUUUAGAAUAAAAGGAGUUCAUGUUUUCAUGAACGAGAGAGGUGUAGCUGUAGCUGUAACUGAUGCAUGCUUUUGAGCCCAUAGGCGCCUGGUCUGCAUGAGUCAAAGCCUCCCUUAUCUUUCCUGUGCUUUUCCCAGAGUAACGAGAUGCUGGAGCUCCAGAGGAACCGGAUGAAGGACGAGAUCCGCGAGUACAAGUUCCGGGAGGCACGGUCGCUGCAGGACUACAGCGAGCUGGAGGAGGAGAACAUCAUGCUACAGAAGCUGGUGUCCACGCUGAAGCAGAACCAGGUGGAGUUCGAGGGCCUGAAGCAUGAGAUGAAGGUCCUGGAGGAGGAGACAGAGCUUCUGCAGAGUCAGCUGGAGGAGGCCCUGCGGCUGAAGCAGAUCUCAGAGACACAGCUGGAGGAGGCGUUAGAUGCACUGAAGAGCGAGUGCGAGCAGAAGAACAGCCUGCGCAAGGAGCUGGCGCACUGCAUGAGCCUCAGCGACAGCGUGUACGGAACCCACCUGGCCCUUGCCGACGGCCUUAAGUUUGCUGAAGAGGCAGCGACCAACGGUACAGCCGCCACCGGCUCGCCCAACAACCAGGACAGCAACAAGUGUAACGGGCACACGGCCAAGGUCAACGGCGACUACCGAGCAGCCGGCCGGAAGGGCGAGACCGCCAACCUCGUGUCGGACCUCUUCAGUGAGCUCAACCUCUCUGAGAUGCAGAAGCUCAAGCAACAGCUACUGCAGGUGGAGCGGGAGAAAGCCCUGCUGCUGACGAACCUGCAGGAGUCGCAGACGCAGCUGGAGCAUACGCAGGGAGCCCUGACGGAGGAGCAUGAGCGCGUGCACCAGCUGACGGAGCAUGUCGAUGCCAUGCGGCGUCUGCACUGUGACAAGGAGGUGACAGAGUGCGAGAAGGCAGCCAACGGCCACACGCACCUGGACGACACCCACGGCCUGGAGGUGCUGGAGUGCAAGUACAAGGUGGCCGUGACGGAAGUUAUUGACCUGAAGGCGGAGCUCAAGAACCUCAAGGAGAAGUAUAACCAGUGCGUGGAGGGCCAGGCGGAGGAGCGAGCUCGCGGAGAGGCCCGGCUGCAGGUGCUGGACGACCAGGUGAGCAGGCUGGAGCAGAGCUGCCGCGAGAGCCAGCAGCGCAUCAUCAGUCUGGAGGGCGAACUGCGGAGCAUGACCAUGGCAGCUGGCGAGAACCAGGCCCUUCUGAACGCUGCCCAGGACGAGCUGGUGACCUUCAGCGAGGAGCUGGCGCAGCUCUACCACCACGUCUGCCUGUGCAACAACGAGACGCCCAACCGCGUCAUGCUCGACUACUACCGGCAGGGCCGGGCCGCCCGGGGGGGCAGCCUUAAGGGCCCCGAGGACCCGCGUGUCCUGCUCUCCCCCCGCCUUGCACGUCGCCUGGCCGCCGCCUCGCCUCCUGAACCCCGAGGCGAUUCCCCAUCCAAAGACCCCCCCACAAACAGCAGCAAGGACCUGCAAUCGAGUCCUGCCCGUACCCCCAUGGGCUCGCCGGUCAUCAGCAUCUCCCCCUCGCCAUCGCCGACGCCCGCCACCCAUGAACCCGGCGCCGACCCGCGUCGGGAGCCCAUGAAUGUUUGCAACCUGAAUGCCAUCGUGCGCGACCAGAUCAAGCACCUGCAGCGUGCCGUCGACCGCUCACUGCAGCUGUCCCGGCAGCGGGCCGCUGCCCGCGAGCUCGCACCCGCAUUCGACAAGGACAAGGAGGCCUGCAUGGAGGAAAUCCUCAAGCUGAAAUCCCUGCUGAGCACCAAGCGCGAGCAAAUUGCCACACUCAGGAUCAUCCUCAAGGCCAAUAAGCAGACCGCAGAGGUGGCGCUGUCCAACCUGAAGAGCAAGUACGAGAACGAGAAGUCCAUGGUGACAGAGACCAUGACGAAGCUGCGGAACGAGCUGAAGGCCCUGAAAGAGGACGCGGCCACCUUCUCCUCGCUGAGAGCCAUGUUCGCCACCAGGUGCGACGAGUACGUGACGCAGCUGGACGAGAUGCAGCGGCAGCUGGCGGCCGCCGAGGACGAGAAGAAGACGCUGAACUCGCUGCUGCGCAUGGCCAUCCAGCAGAAGCUGGCGCUGACGCAGCGACUUGAGGACCUGGAGUUCGACCACGAGCAGUCGCACCGCGGCCGCGCCAGCAAGGCGGCCAAGCUCAAGGCCAGCCCCUCCAAAGUAAGUGGAAAGGCAGCCUCCACGGCGCCCCCUAGUCCCACUGCCGCCUCUGUGCUCGUCUCGCCUGUGGCUCAGGGUCCCCCAGCCCCACACGCCGUCAGCCUUUCUGCUAUCAGCAGCCCACCCCCCCUGGACACGCCCCACUCGGCCUCGGGCUGGGCGGGGUCUCCCCAGUCGUUCCUCCUGAGCCACCCACAGUGGGCCCUGGGUGUCCAGGCUCUCACCACUGAUACCCACAACUUCAGCCUAGACUUCCAUCCGCACCCGAUUGCCGUGAGCCCGAGCUCCGCCCCCGCCUCGCCCUAUCGCUCGCCGGUCCUGGGCGUCAGGUCCUCGGUACCCAGCGCUGGCAGAACUCGUACCCUUGCCGAUAAAGCGCAUGCCACCGCCCUGAGUGCCUCAGCCCCCACGCCCUGCCACCUCGACUCCCGCACCUACACUUCCCAUCAUCUCCAUCACUGACUCUUGCCAGGAAGUGAGGCCGGGUGACACAGACAGGAAGACAGACUGGUUUCCUGUCAUUUCCCACCAGUAGCCACCUUAAAGCCACCGGAAUGGACAUUCCUCAGGGUUUUGUAUUGAGAUGCCGCACAUGAUGGCCGCUUUCCCAUGGAUGCCGUUGGUUAGUCUCUGACAGGCUCUGUCUUAAUAGCUAUUGUGGGGGUUGGUUGUCUCUCCCCAUCUUUUCUUGUCUUUCCACAAGAGGAGACAUUAAUUCACCUGCAUGCACUGUCCCAUCUUACUCACUUCUGUACCUGCAGAACUGAAUAUCACAGGACCAAAGUCCAAGUCAACCCGAGAGAUUAAAUAGAUAUUUUGGGAACCUGAAUGUUUUUCCAAAGCUUGUGGGUUUUUCUUUUAGACAUAAGUUAUGAUUUUAUGUCCUUUUUUUUAGCGAUAUAAAACAUCAUAGCGUAGCAUAGAUAGAUAUUACUGAUUAUGAUUUUGGACCAGGUUGUUUGACAACCCAGAUAAAACAUAUCUGACGUUUCCAUUUUUGACAGUAAAGAUCACCUGAGUCUUAAUAGUCAACUGUCUCUGCAAUGCCUUUAAAACUGUCCUAGAUUGAUUUUGCAGAAAACUGUAUGAUUUUUUUAAAUCCAACACGCAUUAAAUUGAAAACAAUAAUGUAAAUACUGGGACUGUGGCCUUACAGCAGGAAAUGAUGCUUAAAAAAGAUUUGUGCAUCUUUGCUGCCACCCAGUGAUAAACUUUGGAAAUAACAAGUAAGGUUUAUGCUAAGGUUUAGAUGCCUUGCGACGUCUACCACUGCCUUACAAAGCAGAGCUCAAAAUACGUCAGUAUGUGUUAUGUGCAUGUAACUCAGGGACUUUAAUGCACUGCCCUGAAGCUCAUACACGCAAAGUGUGUGUGGAGGAUACAAAACGUCAUUUGGAGGAAGGAGGCAGGUAGUCAUUGUUAGCAUUGAUAAAAUAGAUCGCAAUUUGUAACAGACUUUGUAACAAAAGACCUUGUCAGCAGACCUGGGAAUGCAUGUUGUGUGAGGAAGCAGUUAUUGGCAGUAGUUUCAUAAUAAGAUUAUUAGAUUUAGUCACUUUAUUUAUUCAUUCGUUCACUUUAUUUGUUUGUUUAUUUGAUUGUUGACUGUGAUAUUUCAUGCACACAAAGAGAAUUCCAGAAGCAAAUCUUCUAAGUGAAAUUCCUGCUUAGGCUCACGGUUAUCCUUCAUGGAAAAACUGGGCUCUGUCAUUAUAUAUUUAUCGGAGCAAAAUGCAUUUGACAGAUAUAAUUUGGCCGCAUGAUGUUUUCACAAAACAUCUCCUAGCCUGCAAAAAACAAUAGGCACAAUUCAUGAUCAUUAAAAAAAACUUCAAUCGGUCGGCAUUGUGGUCAUUAAGGUGGCAAUAUUUGGUCGGUUAGAGGAACUCGACCGUAUUCGACUGCUAUCCCCCGGUAGCCAUGGCAACGCAAAUGAAAGUAGGAUCUAGCUGACUUUCUUGCAUCCUCUGUAUAUCAUGUACCUCAGUGUCUCCCCUGUCCAGCUCUGUUCUUAUGUCUGUCAGUCUUGCCUGACUUUGUCCACCAGGGGGCAGAACACAGAGCAUGGAUACAGAAACCUGUUAUAGCAAUGAGGCGUCACACGGUGAGGAGACACAACUAUAGCUGAGUUAGAAAUCGUCGGGCUCCUGAUAGGCUGCUUUGAAUUAUGGUGCAUUCCUGCCUCCUGGAGUUUCCAGCCAACUUCAGCAAAAUCGGCUCGUGAUCCCGGCUUGGAGCCCUGACUGCAGCUGACUCAGAGCUCCCCAGUGCUCUACUUGUGACAUCAUUUGUUCUGGCAUCUCUCCACUUUUCUACUACUUUUACGACGUAUUUUCACCAUUUGCAGAUCCCUUCUGAUAGGAGACACUGAGCGGCAUCGCUACCCAUAACGCCCUGAUUUCAGUGACAGACGCAGUAUCAUCCCCCUAUUUUCUAUGCUAAACGAUCCCACAGAUGCAUUUUUCCUGAAUGACGAAGGAGACGGAAAGGAUACUAGUAGAACUUCAUGCAAGGGUGUGGUCGCUGAAAGAAGGGUAUUCGAGAAUCUCAGGGAUUGUGUCUUGGUUAAAAAUGCUAAAUUUGUGAAACUAGAAACCAGUGUAACCUGUCUGUGUCGCCCAAUAUCUCAGUUUCGAAGACAGGAACAUAGACACCCCCAACAAGCCAGCGCGCAUAUAGACCCAUUCACAUUCCUAUGCAUAUGCAGGCUCCACCCGAUCCUUUCAGCCAAGAAGACGCUACUGACGAUAAUCGGGUUUUCGCCACUAGGUGGCACUGUUUAGUCACUCCCCGUAUUCCCUGCACUGUCAUUUAAGAACGUGUCUGAAAAUUCCGUCUAAUCUGUCAAAUGCAGUUUGGCCUACGUAUGGGUAUUUAUUUGGUUUUAUUGGAAACGUUCUGUUAACUAUUACUUCUUACAUUAUAUGGUUUGGUGUAUAUGACUUUAUAUGUAUAUGAAGUUAUAUAGUUUUUCAGUAUGACUGAAGGGGUCCUGAAAUAUUUUAAGAUUCUGUUCAUUAGACUGUGCUGGGGCGUUAAUACGUUUAAGGUAUUUUAAGCAGGAAUUGAAUGGUAAACGAUACACUCUUUUUACCGGUUUACCUUGCGUGUGGUCAUGUUUCUCCAGUCAAAAUUUAUGUUGUGUUUUGUGUGAAACUGUUCAGACGUGUAGUGUGUAUAAAUGAGUAUGUGUUUUGUUUUGUCUGUCCGUUGAAUGCACUAUAAAAUCUGUCUGCCGUAAUGGUGUGGGAUGGGCUGAGAGGAACGAUUGCUCAGUUGUGGUAGCAUAGUACGUUUUUUUUUUGCUUAUUUUCAGUCUUUCAGAUUUAAUCAUUUUAUUUUUUUGCUUCCUUCACUGAAUAUUUCUCCGUUAAUGUUAAUAUGUAACUGCAGGUAACUGAAAUGGUAAUUGUUCAUGGAACAUUGGUGUAGACUUAUGGCAUCAUUUGUUUCGUGUCUCCCUGUAAAUGGAAGUUGGAUGUGCUCCGCCGCCUCAGUUUUUCCCUCCGCCUCUCUGUCUGUCUCCCCCCGGCCUUUUUAAUAACGGACAUUCAGGUUUUGUGCGAUACGCACCGUGGUGUUUUGUUUAAUAUUUGAAAAGCAAAAAUAAAUGUACAUUUUGCUCCAUGUCAAAGAGACCGCUUAUCCACAAUAAAAAAAUAAUUUACCAGCUCU